Microsporum canis CBS 113480 is the source of this 429-nucleotide messenger RNA. RefSeq lists its product as uncharacterized. The transcript has a single exon. The coding region runs from base 1 to 429 and encodes 142 amino acids. The record is from RefSeq and is a predicted model, not a curated record. Lineage: Eukaryota; Fungi; Ascomycota; Eurotiomycetes; Onygenales; Arthrodermataceae.
AUGCAUUUUUCAUCGUUGGUGAUGGUCACCCUUUGCGCCUUUGCGGCAGGAAUCUCGGCGACUCCCCAAAAACUAUACACCAUCAUUACCAGUAAACAAUAUGGAUUAAAUCUCACACUCAAUUCCGACAGAGGGAUUAUUGGGUUUGAGAAGGACAGCCCUUUCCGCUAUUGGGUUGAUUAUCCAGUUUCCCAGGGGGCACAUAACUGGCACUGUUUCAGGGCAAAGCAAAAAUACACGUUCAACGUCGUCUGGUGGAUUCGUUUCCAAGACUACGUAUCCGGCAAAUCUGCAACAGCACCUCUAAAUUACGCCUACCCCCCCAUCACUAUUCGAGGUCGAAACCGUGGGAGAUACCUCCUAUUUCAUUGCUAUAGAGUCUCUGGGCCGAGCGGAGAAACUGGCCUGCACAAUCGAGCAGGACAAUAA